GCAGCCUAUCGCAUAUUUAUUUAUAGCACAAAUUUUUUAGUUUUCUUUUUGUUUAAAUAUAAACAUAUACAUAACAACUUAUUAGCAAAUUAAUUAUAAAAAAAAAUCGUUUUUUUUAAUACGAAAACCCUGGAUAAAAGACUGCAACACGCAUUACAGUUUCCCAUCCCAACCAUCCAACGUAUUUUGAUCCCGUCAUCAUCGUCAGUGCGAAAAUGUUGAACAUACGUAACAUCUGCUCCCUGGCCAACAAUAAUGCCGCUCUAAUCGCUAUCAGAUCAAUCUCAACGACAGCCAACUGUCGGGACUCGGAAUCAUGGUUCUCCAAGCUGUUGGUGCGCAAAAUUGAACCCACCAAGGAGUCGCACAGUCGGAUGCUCAGCGACAAGGAAAUCAUUUAUGCCCUCCACACUCAUAAUGUGCGUCCCGAUUCCAUGGGCGCCUACCUGAACAACUACAAGAACACUGUUGGUCUGAUCAAUGACAAAAAGUCGAGUUUGUCGUGCAAUUUGGUUGCCUCAUGGACUGUCCAAGUGGGCGAUAUGGAUCAGUGUCUGCAUUUAUGGAAAUACACUGGAGGCUUUGAGAAGAUCGAUCAGGCCAAGGAGGAUCUGUGGAAUGAUCCCGAGUAUCUCAAGCUGAUGAACGAACGUUCGAAAUUCUUGCGUUCCCGCCAUCUCCAAUAUCUUUUGGCCUUCAGCUAUUGGCCACAAAUCGAGAGUCGCGAAGGCAAAAACAUUUACGAAAUGCGUUCUUACCGCUUGACGCCGGGAACGAUGAUCGAGUGGGGCAACAAUUGGGCGCGUGCGAUCAAUUUCCGUAAGCACAACAACGAGGCAUUUGCUGGAUUCUUCUCACAGAUCGGACGUCUCUAUAACGUGCAUCACAUUUGGUGCUACAAAUCGCUGCAGGAUCGCAAGGAGACCAGAGAGGCUGCUUGGCGUUCUCCUGGCUGGGAUGAAUGCGUCGCUUACACUGUGCCCCUCAUCCGUGAGAUGCACUGUCGCGUCCUUGCCCCCACCGAGUUCUCGCCCUCACAAUAGAGCGAGAGAGAGAGAGGGAGACAGAGUGAGGGAGAGAGGAGAUGUGUCGUCAAGCUGAUAUGUGGAACUGUAGAUCGGCUCUAAACUAGAUUGCUUGUAAAUAAUGACAGCAUUUUUACCGAUGCUCACACACACACCCACACACGAACACACACACAAACAACCAUUUAUAUAUAUACCUUGUAAUUUCUUAAGAUACAAACACAACACAACAAAAAAAAAGUGCAUUUGUUUUCGAGCGUUUUACAUUUGUUUCCAAAAGAGAGAAAAAAUGAAAAAAAUCAGCAAACUAAAAGUGAAAUUAAAAAAAAAAACACACACACACAUGUUAACGUUAUAUUAUAUACUACUAUAUUAUCUACGAGAAUAAAUCGUAAAUGAAUUUGCAAA
Drosophila sulfurigaster albostrigata is the source of this 1433-nucleotide messenger RNA. It is a transcript of the gene Nipsnap, whose product is annotated as protein NipSnap. Gene Ontology annotation, cellular component: mitochondrion. The record is from RefSeq and is a predicted model, not a curated record. Bases 216 to 1043 code for a protein of 275 amino acids. Lineage: Eukaryota; Metazoa; Arthropoda; Insecta; Diptera; Drosophilidae. The transcript has 6 exons.